CAACUUGGCAUAACCAUUGUGGCUUUGGCUUCUCUUAUAAAGAAACUAACCCCAGAGGGAUAGAUAACCAAAAAGAAUCCUCCUCCCUAGUAAUCAUAGUUCAUAAUAAGGAUUCUCUUACCUGAAAAGUUGACUCAGCCACCUAAAAACUUCUUUAAAUUCUUCUCCAACCCUCUACUCCUUUGCCACUCCAUCACUUCUCCUCUAGUUUAAACAGCUUCUUCAGCCUUUAAAAAAUGAGAUAUCUAUCACUUAGCCUCACUAGAGAAUACAACAUUAUGUUCAUAAGAGGCUUCAUGAUUCUGUUUCUCAGUUGUAUCACCAUUAGGCUUAAUUUCAGCAUUUCAACCAUCCCUUCUUCACUGAAAACACUUCCCUUGGAAGGACACUUAAGCUUUGCUGAAGCUGACCUCAAACAUGCGGCGAGAGACUUCGGCAACAGGUACCAAUCUCACCCCAUGGCAGUGCUGCAUCCGAAGUCAGUUUCUGACAUUGCAGCCACCAUAAAGCAUGUAUGGAACCUCGGUCCGAGUUCUCAUCUUACUAUUGCAGCCAGAGGCCAUGGCCACUCACUCCAUGGCCAGGCACAGGCACAUGGAGGAGUUGUGAUCAACAUGGAAUCAAUCAAGGUCCCUCAAAUGCAGGUUUAUUCAGGAGAAUUCCCUUAUGUGGAUGUCUCAGGUGGUGAAUUGUGGGUGAACAUACUGCAUGAGACACUGAGGUUUGGUUUAGCACCAAGAUCUUGGACAGACUAUUUGCAUCUCACAGUUGGUGGCACUUUAUCAAAUGCUGGUGUUAGUGGCCAGGCUUUUAGGCAUGGUCCCCAGAUAAGUAAUGUUCAGAAGCUGGAGGUUGUUACAGGAACUGGGGAGGUUGUAAACUGUUCUGAUGAGAAGAAUGGUGAGCUCUUCUACAGUGUGCUUGGGGGCCUAGGCCAGUUUGGCAUCAUAACAAGAGCAAGAAUCUUCCUAGAACCAGCACCCACCAUGGUAAAAUGGAUUAGAGUGCUGUAUGCAGAUUUCACAGCAUUCACAAGAGACCAAGAGCAAUUAAUAUUUUCCCAAAAAGCUUUUGAUUAUAUUGAAGGAUUUGUCAUCAUAAACAGAACAGGUCUGCUAAAUAACUGGAGAUUAUCCUUCAACCCACAAGAUCCAGUUGAAGCUAGUAAGUUCAAGUCAGAUGGAAGAACCCUCUUCUGUCUAGAACUGGCCAAAUACUUCAAUCAGGAAGAAAGCUUUGCAGUAAAUCAGGAAGUUGAGAAACAUUUGACCCACUUGAAUUACAUCCCAUCAACACUUUUUCAAACAGAAGUCACAUAUGUAGACUUUUUAGACAGGGUGCACAUCACAGAGGUAAAGUUGCGUUCAAAAGGCCUAUGGGAUAUUCCACACCCCUGGCUCAAUCUUUUCAUACCCCAAAGCAAAAUACAAAAAUUUGCAAAAGAAGUCUUCGGCAAUAUUGUGAGGGAAACAAGCAAUGGCCCGGUCCUAAUCUACCCAGUAAAUAAAUCAAAGUGGGACAACAGAACUUCUGUUGUUACCCCAGAGGAAGAUAUUUUCUACUUGGUGGCAUUUCUUGCCUCUGCAAUCCCCUCUUCCAAUGGACCUGAUGGUCUUGAACACAUUCUAAGUCAGAACAAAAGAAUCUUAGAAUACUGUGAAAGAGCCCAACUUGGAGUCAAGCAAUAUUUAGCCCACUACACUACACAGGAACAAUGGAGGGUGCAUUUUGGUCCUCAAUGGGAGAUUUUCCAGCAAAGAAAAUCUGUUUAUGACCCUUUGGCAAUACUUGCUCCUGGCCAAGGAAUAUUUCCAAAAUCAAUAACCUUAGCAUGAUGGCAGCCACAUUUUAUUAAUCUGGAAAUGAAUUAGCCCCUAAUGCCAAAUGUGAGCUGAAUUAGGAUCUCUCAUAUUACAUGACAAUAUCAAGUGAAACAUUGUGUUUUUCUCUCUCUUCGUAAACAUUUAGAGGAAUCCCCUAUAUAAUGCUUAUGAGAUGAGAGAUAUACACAAUAUUUCAAUAUGAUAGUGUCAUGUAAAAUUUUCACCUAAAAUGAUCCAGAUCCGAAUGCCACCUUACAUAGUGUGUAUGUGUAGCACUGUGGAAGCAGAGUGUGGCUAAGAUUUGUUCAACUAAAGACAAGAAACCUUUAAUCAGAGGUUUCCAGGAAUAUACGGAUAUUAUCAGUGCUACAACGAAUGUGUAUAACAAUUUACACAGUAUCUACUGUAGCCAAUUUCAAGAAAGAAAAUAAGUUAUAUGCA
Messenger RNA from Lotus japonicus, 2264 nucleotides. Its product is annotated as cytokinin dehydrogenase 6-like. The record is from RefSeq and is a predicted model, not a curated record. Gene Ontology annotation, molecular function: cytokinin dehydrogenase activity; FAD binding. Gene Ontology annotation, biological process: cytokinin metabolic process. NCBI's taxonomy places the organism in Eukaryota, Viridiplantae, Streptophyta, Magnoliopsida, Fabales, Fabaceae. The coding region runs from base 237 to 1835 and encodes 532 amino acids. The transcript has 5 exons.